GUGGAAAAUCACAUCGGCUACAUCGUCUCGUUGGAAUGGUCUUAUCUCAUUCACUAGUCGGCAUUUUUACGUAGUAAACUCCUUGUUGAGAUCUUAUCCCCUCCAGUUUUCCAGGCGGCGCUAUGCCUUUUCCAGAGUAGCUUCUUCCUGAAGCUUCCAGAAGGGGCAUGACGAAAAAGCAGUCGAAUAAAAACUCCAGUCUGAACUUCGACGACACAACAGGCCCGAAGAUCUGAGCGACAUAUUCUUCCUUUAUACAACUUCCAGGAAAAAAGACACAAUGGCAGCCAAUGAUCCCCGUCUCAACGAGCUCCUGAAAUGGAGCAUCGAGAACUCGGACGUUACAAGAAAUGACCCCACGGCACCGACGGGCGGUUCAGACCUGACGCCUGAUGUCAUGGCCGCCCUCAUGGGUGGCCCUUCAGAGGCCGACUUGAUGAAAGCCGCAAUCCAGGUCAUCAGCUCCGAUGAGCCUGAAAUCACCCUUGACGACAAGCUCGUCGCUUUCGACAACUUCGAACAACUCAUCGAGAACCUCGACAACGCAAACAACAUUGCCAACCUUGGUCUUUGGACACCUCUUCUCGAACAACUCAAAUCGGCAGAGCAGGAAUGUCGCAAAAUGGCAGCUUGGUGUGUGGGCACAGCCGUUCAGAACAACGAGAAGACUCAGGAGCGGUUACUGGCUGUGGGAGGACUCCCUGCUCUGGUGGAACUGGCAACACACGAGAACGAGCCCAGCGACGUGAGGAGAAAAGCGAUAUACGCGCUAAGUUCUGCGGUGCGGAAUUACCAGCCCUCGAUGGACCUCUUCGUGGGGGAACUGGGGAAGCGUGGUCAAGAGACUGCGAAAAUCGAUGCGGCGGAUAUGGAGGCGAUUGAUGUGAUUAUGAAUGAUCUCAGGGAGAAGGCAAAGGCUUCUGCACAAUAAGCGCUCGUCACUUAGACCAUCAAAAUCAGAGGGAGGGAAUGGCGUUCGGGCGUUGGACAGUACCGGGUUUUAGAUAUUGACAGCAAGGCGAACCCCAGGGGCACCGCAUCCUCUUCGCUUCUUUAUGUUACAAUUUCCGUCGACACAAGUUGAUGUACAUGAUCUAAAGAUACAAUUCCCAGAAUGCUCCGAUGCUUAGUUCUUGACCUUGCCGUAAAAGGGGAACCCCAAUGAUUCUAAUAGCAGACGCCCGUGCCUGUCAGAGGUGGCAGUGGUCUGAAUGGUGAUAUAACAGCCAGGGAUCAUUUUCGCCGGAUACGCCUGUUGAGUUGUUAGUGCAGUCUAGUAGUAGGCGGUAUAGUG
Messenger RNA from Emericellopsis atlantica, 1294 nucleotides. Its product is annotated as nucleotide exchange factor Fes1-domain-containing protein. Gene Ontology annotation, molecular function: protein binding. Bases 281 to 931 code for a protein of 216 amino acids. The transcript has a single exon. The record is from RefSeq and is a predicted model, not a curated record. NCBI's taxonomy places the organism in Eukaryota, Fungi, Ascomycota, Sordariomycetes, Hypocreales, Bionectriaceae.